Molecule: messenger RNA, 588 nt
Organism: Paramormyrops kingsleyae
Lineage: Eukaryota; Metazoa; Chordata; Actinopteri; Osteoglossiformes; Mormyridae
Source: RefSeq, a predicted model, not a curated record
CUUUUUUCGGCACCCGGCUGGCAGAAAAGGCGUCCCCUGUUAAAUCUAUAGCUACACCGGUGAAACUUGCACAGGUUUGACAAUUUCUCUAUAAACAAGUGGAGAAUGUGCUUUCUCAUAUAUGCAACUCUCUUUGGAUUUUUCCUUAAAACAGGGCUUGCUCUGCAAAUCCAGUGCUACCAGUGCGAUGAGAUGAAGCAGCAUGACUGCUCAGCCCCAGAAUUCAUUGUUAACUGCACGGUUAAUGUGCAGGAUAUGUGCCAGAAAGAAGUCCUUGUAAAGGAGAAUGGUGUCCAUUAUCGCAAGUCGUGUGCCUCCUCAGGUGCCUGCCUCAUUGCGUCCUCAGGAUACCAGCAGUUCUGCACUGGAAGGUUGCAUUCUGUUUGCAUAAGCUGCUGUAACACUCCACUUUGCAAUGGCCCGCGGAAGAAGACGCACCUUGUUCCCUCUACAGCACCUCCAGCUUUGAUCCAUAUCUUCAUCCUAAACUUCCACUGGAUUUAUUUCUUAUUGUUGCUCUUGGAAACAUAGAGUGCUUUAAGACUACGUUUGACUGAACUGGAAUUUUUCUUGGCUUUUCUUUUUUUU